This is a messenger RNA of Polistes canadensis, 6925 nucleotides long. It is a transcript of the gene sif, whose product is annotated as protein still life, isoforms C/SIF type 2. NCBI's taxonomy places the organism in Eukaryota, Metazoa, Arthropoda, Insecta, Hymenoptera, Vespidae. The record is from RefSeq and is a predicted model, not a curated record. The transcript has 19 exons. The coding region runs from base 1881 to 6089 and encodes 1402 amino acids. Gene Ontology annotation, cellular component: synapse; membrane. Gene Ontology annotation, biological process: activation of GTPase activity; positive regulation of axonogenesis; small GTPase-mediated signal transduction. Gene Ontology annotation, molecular function: protein binding; guanyl-nucleotide exchange factor activity.
GGAGAGAGAAAAAAGAAAGGAAAUAAAAAUAAAAAAUAAAUUAAAAUAAAAUAUAAAAGAGAGAAAAACCAAAACAAAGAUACGUGAUAAUCGCGAAUGAAAGACGCAUAUAUAUAUAUAUAUAUAAUAAUAAUAAUAAUAAUAUUAAACAAUAUUAAUAAUAAUAGUAAUAAUAAUAUUAAUAAUAAUAUUAAUAAUAAUAAUGAUACCUAUUUUUAUACGGAGAAAUUCGUUUCUAUGUGUGGUAUUGCACAAAAUAUUCUGUAUACUUACUUUUAAGAGAGUUAAAAAAUGAACGUUUUGCGCUAUUGCUGCGAGCAGUCCUAAAAGAUAAGAAGAAAGAAAAGAAAAGAAAAAAAAAAGUAAAGAAAAGAAAAGAGCCGAUAAAAGGUAGAAAUUUGGCUCGUUGACAAGAAAAGAAAAAAAGGCUGCACGGCGGUUUAAAAGCAAAGAUACCGAUGAUCUUUGAGGAUAAGGGAAAUAAUACAAAAACGAGAAGAUCGGUUUGAUAAAGUUUGUUAAAAAAAAAGUUAGAUUCGACGAGGGAGGAAGACCUUUUGGGCGAAUCGAACAGUGAUAAGUAUUGACGAGAGGACCGUUUUGUCUUUGAAAGGUUCUCUGCACUUAGAGUACCUUAGAGAAAAUAUAGAAUAUAUACAUAUAUAGAUAUAUAUAUUAUAUAUACAUACAUACGUACAUACGUAAUACUUACGUAGAGAUACAUAUACGUUGCACGAUUACAUUAGAUGAUAGAUCAAUAUAGAGUAGUGAAUUUUAGACAAAAAAAAAAAAAAAAUAAAAUAAAAUAAAAUAAAAGAUAGAGUGCAAAGAAGAUCUGCCUUAUUCGAGAAACGAAUGGUCGUUUAAUUGACAAACAAGAAAAAUAAUAAAAAGGAACAAAAAAAAAAUAAAAAUUCAAAAUAGAAGUAAUAAUAAUAAAAAGAGAAUAUAUAUAAAAUAAAAUAAAAUAAAGAACACGAAACACACCUAGAACAUAGAAAUAAAUCAACGACGAUGUAUCGUCGAAUGAUUGACGACGACUUUAUAGUUAACGAGUCGGUGAUGAAAAAAUUGCUAAGAAUCAAGGUACUUGCAAAUAUUCAUUCGAUGGACUUCGUAACAUGUUCCGGGCUUACAGAUUAUUCGUGUUUUAUUUCACGUCAACCAUAGUGAUCGGGGUAUUGAGAACGUUAACGACGAAAUUGGAACCCUUAGCGAUGGCUUUCGUCCAACAAAUCGUUGAGUUAUACGACAAGGAUCGUGAAUUUUAUGCUUCUUAAAUAUUAUAUAUAUAUAUCUCUCUCUAUAUAUAUAUAAAGCGUAUAAACGAGUGAUUAGAAAAGAAGUAGAAUACAAAAAGUACUUCCUUACUUUUGGUAGGAGUAAACAAACAAACAAACAAACAAACAUUCGCAUAAAAAAGAAAAACAAAAAAACCAUCGAGCUUAAAAGAGAAAAAGUUAGUGGUUACUCACCGGUGUAGUUUUGGGUGCUGUUGGUUGGUUGGCAUAUUUCGCGAAGAAAAAAUAAAAAAAAAAAAAAAAAAAAAAAAAAAAAAAAAAAAGCAACGGCGUUUCCUCUUACCGUCCAAAAGACAAUAAAAUGGAAGAGGAAGGUUGUUUCAUUUCGGAUGGAAGAAAAACGGGAAUUGUAGUAGUAGUAGUAGUAGUAGUAUUAACAGAAGUAGAGUCGUCCAUUCAUCGUCAGACGAGUGAAAAAGAAGAAGAAGAAGAAGAAGGAAUUAUUCGUGAAAAACCGCACGUUUGAGCGGCCUUCUUAAGAUCCAUCCACCCCAAAAAAAAAAAAAAAAAAAAAAAGAAAAAAAAAAAACAAAUGUUCUCUUUCUUCGUCCAAUCAAAGCAUCGACAGAACUACGAAUAAUGGUAGAGCCGAGAUGGGCAAUCAAAUGUAUGAAUAGUACCCUGGAUUUGUUGAGUCUGAGCAGUAGUUAUACGGAUUUGAAGACGUUGUAUAAGCAACAGUCGAAGAAAUAUUCCUGCCUAUGUCGUCGCCAUACCAUAAGCGUGAUAUCGAUAAACGAGUGGAAGAAAUUAUAUUGGUUCAAUUGCAAAAACGUCAGGGAAAAGAUCAAUUACGGUUUAGGUGAAGGAUAUUAUCAAAAACUUCUUCGAAUUAUUAACGGUGCCUUGAACACUUGGGCGCAAUAUUAUAUAGACGGUUUGAGUGUUGCCCGUAGGGAUAUCAUGUUCAAGAUAAACGGCACGGCAAAGAAAAACAUGAAGCUAUUGAAGGAGGGAUGCUACUGUCAUUACCAUCCGCACAUUACGGCGGAUGCGUGCAACGCCGACUUUCUCAAAAAAGUCGUAAGUUUCUGGGCCACAGUUAGCCCUGGAAGAAUACGCGAUAAACUACGCGAAAGACUAACAACAACUUACACCAUUAAAAAGAUGUCGGAUGACGACAGAAUGUCUCUCACUACUGCGGUCAGCGACGACGACGAUGGUGAAAGUGUGAUAAAUUCGCCCUAUCGUGGAAAACAAACUGGAACCGCUGCUGCCUCGUUCAAUUGCACCGGUGCAGUUAGAAAAGCAGGUUUCCUCAGCGUGAAGAAAUGGUUGUUACGUAAGAAGCAUCAAAUUGAGCUUGCAAGGAAAAGAGGCUGGAAGGGUUACUGGGUCUGUCUGAAAGGGACCACACUUCUUUUCUACCCUUGCGAUUCGCAAGAAAGUAGAGCCAUGGAAGCGGCACCUAAGCAUUUAAUUAUCGUCGAUGGUGCUAUUAUGCAGCCAAUUCCGGAGCACCCCAAGAGGGACUACAUAUUUUGCCUGAGCACCGCUUUCGGCGAUGCUUAUCUUUUUCAGGCGCCGUGUCAAGUGGAACUCGAAAAUUGGGUGAAUAGCAUACAUUCUGCUUGUGCGGCCGCGUUCGCUCGUCAUCGCGGCAAGACAGGUACUUUACAUCUUCUCCAAGAAGAGAUCUUUCGUUUGGAAAAGGCGAUAGAAUCGGAUCACAAGAUGAAACAUAUGGCGGAUCUUCAACAAUCCGUCGUAUCUGACGUCGAGACUAAACAACAAAUAAACAAUCAGAUAAUCCAAUGGGAAGAAAAUCUCGAACGACUUCAUUGCGAACAAUUUCGUUUGAGAUGUUACAUGGCCAGUUUGCAGAGCGGUGAAUUACCUAAUCCGAAGAGUCUACUAACACACGUAUCUCGCGCUACGAAGCAGACUUUGAACAAAUUGGGUGUCUUCACCGUGUCGUCCUUCCAUGCAUUCAUUUGCGCACGAAGUCCCUCAUUAUUGAACAAUUUGUUAGCCGGUCGUGGGGCUACCAAGAGAAGACCGCCACUUUUAUCUAGGUCGAACAGCGGAUCUAGCCGAAGGUCAUUACAAAUAUCCUCUAGAGACGAAGAGAAGACUGUCAAAGUAUCCGUGCCGGAUAAUCAGCUCGUUUCGGUUUUUCUGCGCGAUGCUAUGACGGUAGAAGAAUUUUUAGCUAGCGCUUGUAACAGGAAGAAUCUCAAUCCCAUGGAACAUUUCGUACGAGUAAAAAAACGACGCGACAUGGAGGACCACAAUUAUUUUGUACCACAUAGAACCGAUUUGAUCGAUACUUAUUUACACACGCACGAGAUAGUCGAGGUCUGUGCUAAGAUCUUGUAUCAGGUGGAAUUGCAAAGGAACACCUUGGAACAAAUGUGGGGUUUUUCCGUGGAGGCUGAACUUAUUGAAAAUUCCGAUAGACAGGACGAGCUUUGUUGUUACGUUAGCAGAGUCGAAGAUAAAAGCGUGGCAAUGCAGAACGGGAUUAUUAAGGGUGAUGAGAUUAUGGUAAUCAACGGUGCUAUAGUAAGCGACUUGGAUAUGAUGUAUUUGGAGAGCGUUCUUCAAGAAGAGGUUGGUCUUUGUAUGAUGAUGAGAUCGUCUAGAACAGAACCACCAGAUCUUACCGGAAUUAUGAGAGUCACUGAUGACAUCAUUGAGAGUUUGGUCUGCCCACCCCCGCCCUCAGAUCCGCCAGUUAUAAGUGAAGAAAUGAUAUCCGGCCUUAUAGUACCUGCUCCAGGAUGGAGCAAGGAAAGUCUCAUGCAAGAGUGUACGACUACCUCGCACAUUGAGAAUGGUAAGCAAACAUCAAGAACGAAUUCAUUCGAGAUAGAAAAUUUAUUAAAAACGGCCGAACAAGUAACGGGUAUUUGCCGAUCACCCGGUGAGACCAGAAAAUCAAGUCCCACAGGAAGUGUCGUGAGUUCACAUUCUCAAGCACUAACACCAAGUAGGCAAUUGAGCGACGCCGAAAAACUAAAGAAAGUGAUAUUAGAAUUGAUCGAGACUGAACGAACUUAUGUAAAGAAUUUAAACAAUUUGCUGGAAAAUUAUUUGGAACCCCUUAAACGCGAAACCUUCUUAUCUAAUGCCGAAAUAAAUGCACUAUUUGGAAAUAUUCAGGAGAUAGUCACGUUUCAACGACAGUUCCUGCAAAAUCUUGAUCACGCUAUUGAAAUGGAGGCGGAUUUCAACAGUUUUGACCAUCCUAGUCAAUUUAAGGGUGUUCUGUUUUCCAUUGGAAGUGCCUUCUUAUAUUACGUAAAUCACUUCAAGCUUUACAGCUCGUUUUGCGCAAGCCAUUCGAAGGCCCAAAAAGUUUUACAUCCAAACGAAGGAAAUCAAGCUUUACAAGAGUUCCUGCAAGCGAGAAAUCCACGUCAACAGCAUUCCUCGACAUUGGAAUCGUACUUGAUAAAGCCAAUUCAAAGAAUACUCAAAUAUCCGUUGCUUUUGCAACAACUUAGAAAUCUCACUGACGAACGAAGCGAAGAACAUCAACAUUUGAUAGAGGCUCUCAAGGGUAUGGAAAAAGUUGCUGAACACAUUAACGAAAUGCAAAGGAUUCACGAGGAAUACGGUGCUAUUUUUGAUCAUCUAUUCAGACAACAUCAAAAAUCUUGCAAACAGCCAAUCGAUUUGAGUCCCGGAGAUCUUUUGUAUUACGGCGGCGUCGAGUGGUUAAAUAUUUCAGACUUUCUUGGUAAGAUAAAGAAAGGUUUGGAAUUGCACGCCAUGUGUUUCGUUUUCAAAUCCGCCGUAGUGUUCCUCUGUAAGGAGAGAUUAAGACAAAAGAAAAAGCUCAUGGGAGUUUCAACGAAAGCGAAUUCCAGUGAGGUAGAAAUAAUUCGUUAUCAAGUUUUGAUUCCCGUUACCGAGGUUCAAGUUAGAGCCAGUUCAGCCAAAGAUAUGGAAUCGCAUUUCUUAUGGGAGUUGAUACAUCUUAGAAGUCAAUUACAGAGAAGAUCGGAAAAAGUUUACGUACUUUCUAACAGUACGACGGAAUUUAGAAAUGCAUUCUUAAAAACUAUUCGACAAAUCAUACGAGAAUCGGUUAGAAAUAUGAGUAUUCCUUCAACGAAACAAAACAUAAAUCAACCACCGAUGACUAUAGCACCUAGGAUGUCCACUAGUCACGUAGAAAAAUUUGAGAAACAAGCGACUCAGAUCCAAAGUCAAAAUGGUAAUGGUACCACGGUGGUAGCUACGGGAACUUUGUCAAAAAAAGCUAUAAAGCAACAAUUGUUAAGUAAUUCGCAUAAUGCCAAACGAAAGUAUAGCCAUUCGAAACAAUCUGUGGAACAUGAAAGUUCGGAGGACAAGGAUAUGGAAGAACCAGCUAUAAGCCAACAACAGAUAACAUUUCGUACGAGAAGUAAAACUAUAAGCGACACUUCGGGCGAAGUAAAAGUUGAAAUGGAUUCAGGGACUAAAUCGGAAGGAGAGGAAGACUCUCAAGCUUUUUUAGGCGAGAAGAAGACUAAUCUGGGCCGUACACCUAAUCAUUUGACAUUGAGCACUACUUCUACCAUUUCCGCCGGAAGUACUGGCAGCCAAGCCAGGCUCAUUCAGUCUUCUCAUCAGCCAGAAAAUUAUCAACCAAUUACAGUUAAAGAGCUUGGUUCGCCAAUUUGGAAACCCCGAGAAUUGCCAUCGCUAGGCGAGGCUACGACGUUACCAAGAAAGGGUAAGUCGGCAGGCGAGUUCACGGACAUGACCUCGAGCCACAGCGCCUCAAGGAAAUCUCUAAUUGAGAUAAGCAAUUGUGCUCAACAAUCUAAUUUUAAUAAUCGGGGGAUUGAAUAAACGUUUAAAUAUCAAAAAGAAAAGAAAAAAAAAUCAAGAUGAAAUCCGUUUAAGUUCGAAUUAUGUUCGAACGAACGAUGAUGACUCUACUACUUAUUGCAUAAGGUCAGACGAUGAUCGAGUGAAAAAAGAAAGAGAGAGAGAGAGAGAGAAGGAAAGAGUUGGCAAGAAAAAGUGAAAGAUUAAUAAGUAAGAAAAAGAUUAGAAAGAACACACAUAUGUGUUUUAACGUUAUCACCAUGGUUAAUUAACGCGUGAUUUAAUUAUACAAAUCUUGCUAAGCCGCCCACGCGGUAUACGCAUAAACGAUUAUUCAAACAAAAUGAAGACAACAUCCGCUACUACUCCUCCUCCUCCUCUUCCUCCUACUCCUCUUCCUACGAUUUAAUACUACACUACUCCUCGUUCUCAUUUUGUCUUCCAAGUAUUAAAAACAACGUUAUGUCGUCGGCCGUUUUCGUUAAUAUACCCAAAAAAGAAAGAAAGAAAGAAAAACAAAAAAAAAAAAAAAGAAAUAUUUACAAUUGUUACGAAUCAUACUUUACCAUAAAAUAUCACCGAUGUUAUUAUUAUUAUUAUUCUUACGUUUAAAUUCAAUCCUUUCUUUUUUUUUUUUUUUUUCAAUUACUUUACGUUAAACAAUUUCUAAUCUCUCUCGGAUCGUUCAUAGAUCAUUUUAUCGUCGAAGUUGCGAUCCGGUUAAUCUUUUAUUAUGGUGGUUUGGGGCUUUUAAUUGAACCGUGCCCGGUACGGUACGGUGUAUCAUUUUGCCGCUCGAAAUGCAUCGUUAAACGUUAACGUUAAUAAUUAAUAAACAACAACAAAAAAAAAAAAAA